Monodelphis domestica (gray short-tailed opossum) is the source of this 1951-nucleotide messenger RNA. RefSeq names its product SWI/SNF related BAF chromatin remodeling complex subunit D3 (gene SMARCD3). The record is from RefSeq and is a predicted model, not a curated record. NCBI's taxonomy places the organism in Eukaryota, Metazoa, Chordata, Mammalia, Didelphimorphia, Didelphidae.
CCCCCGCUCCGGGGCUGCAGCGGCGCAGGCGCCCCGGCUGGCCGAGCCUGAGCCCAAGCACCAAGCCGGGGAGAGGGGCCAGGGCCAGAGCGCGGGGCUGGGAGUCCCGGGGCCAGAACCGGAGCAGCUCCGGGAGCAGAUUCUCCUCAGAAUGGCCCCUGGUGCUGGAGGAGUGGAGCCCUCAGGAACAGGGCGCCAAGGGGGCACUGGAUGACUCCCCCACCAAGGGACUCAGCCAUCUAUGACUCCAGGCCUUCAGCACCUGCCCACCGUGGUACAGUGCAGGAAUGCGGCAGCGGCAGCGGCGGCGGCGGCGGCGGCGGCAGCAGCAGCGGCAGUGGUGGCAGCAGCUGAGCUGGAGCGGCGUGGGCCGUGGGCCGUCAGGGCAGCCCUGAAGGGGCCCCCCUCCCCACUCCGCUCUAGUAGAAGUCGCCCCGGGAUGCCGUCUGGAGCCCGGAUGCCCCAUCAGGGGGCGCCCAUGGGUCCCCCGGGUUCCCCGUACAUGGGCAGCCCCGCCGUGCGGCCUGGCCUGGCCCCGGCCGGAAUGGAGCCAGCCCGCAAGCGAGCAGCACCCCCACCCGGGCAGAGCCAGGCGCAGAGUCAGGGCCAGCCAGUGCCCACAGCCCCUACCAGGAGCCGCAGUGCCAAGAGGAGGAAGAUGGCUGACAAAAUCCUCCCUCAAAGGAUCCGAGAGCUGGUACCCGAGUCCCAAGCUUACAUGGACCUGCUGGCCUUUGAGAGGAAGCUGGACCAGACCAUCAUGAGGAAGCGAGUGGACAUCCAAGAAGCCCUGAAGAGGCCAAUGAAGCAAAAGCGGAAGCUUCGGCUCUACAUCUCCAACACGUUCAACCCAGCAAAGCCAGAUGCCGAGGACUCUGAUGGCAGCAUUGCAUCCUGGGAACUGCGGGUGGAAGGGAAACUGCUGGAUGAUCCCAGCAAGCAGAAGCGGAAGUUCUCUUCCUUCUUUAAGAGUUUGGUUAUUGAGCUGGACAAAGACCUCUAUGGCCCAGACAACCACCUGGUGGAGUGGCACCGGACACCCACAACACAGGAGACAGAUGGAUUCCAGGUAAAGAGGCCAGGAGACCUGAGUGUGCGCUGCACCUUACUCCUUAUGUUGGACUACCAGCCUCCCCAGUUCAAACUGGACCCUCGCCUGGCCCGAUUGCUGGGGCUUCACACCCAGAGCCGAUCAGCCAUCGUGCAGGCCCUGUGGCAAUACGUAAAAACGAAUCGGCUGCAGGAUUCCCAUGACAAGGAGUACAUCAAUGGGGACAAGUACUUCCAACAGAUCUUUGACUGUCCCCGGCUGAAAUUUUCUGAAAUCCCCCAGCGCCUCACAGCCCUGCUACUGCCCCCAGACCCUAUUGUGAUCAACCAUGUCAUCAGUGUGGACCCGUCAGACCAGAAGAAGACAGCGUGCUAUGACAUUGACGUGGAAGUGGAGGAGCCACUGAAGGGUCAGAUGAGCAGCUUCCUUCUGUCCACAGCCAACCAACAGGAGAUCAGUGCCCUGGACAGUAAGAUCCAUGAGACGAUUGAGUCUAUAAACCAGCUCAAAAUUCAGAGGGACUUCAUGCUGAGUUUCUCCAGAGACCCCAAAGGCUAUGUCCAAGACCUGCUCCGCUCCCAGAGUCGGGACCUUAAAGUAAUGACAGAUGUAGCAGGAAAUCCUGAAGAGGAACGUCGGGCAGAGUUCUACCACCAGCCCUGGUCCCAGGAAGCUGUCAGCCGCUAUUUCUACUGCAAGAUCCAGCAGCGCAGGCAGGAACUGGAGCAAUCCCUGGGUGUACGCAACACCUAGGGACACCUCCCUGGACCGGACACCAUCAUGGACCUCCAGGGCCAGGUCCUCUGCCCCCCAGGGACCUCCUCCUGGGCUGUAACAUCACUCCUCAGACAUUUUCCAUGUGGGGCUGGGGGGACCAGAUUAAAGGUCAUUCAGCUACCA